AUGAGCCGCCAGACCGCGACCGCCCUGCCCACGGGUACGUCCAAGUGCACCCCGUCGCAGCGAGUGCCCGCGCUGACCGGCACCACCGCCUCCAACAAUGACCUGGCCAGCCUCUUCGAGUGUCCUGUCUGCUUUGACUAUGUGCUGCCACCCAUCCUGCAGUGUCAGAGUGGCCACCUCGUUUGUAGCAACUGUCGGCCCAAGCUCACGUGCUGCCCCACCUGCCGAGGCCCCCUGGGCUCCAUCCGUAACCUGGCCAUGGAGAAAGUUGCCAAUUCCGUACUCUUCCCCUGUAAAUAUGCCUCCUCUGGAUGUGAGAUAACUUUGCCACACACGGAGAAAGCAGACCACGAGGAGCUGUGUGAGUUCAGGCCUUACUCCUGCCCGUGCCCCGGGGCCUCGUGUAAGUGGCAAGGCUCCCUGGAUGCUGUCAUGCCACACCUGAUGCAUCAGCACAAGUCCAUCACAACCCUUCAGGGAGAAGAUAUAGUGUUCCUGGCCACAGACAUUAAUCUUCCUGGUGCUGUUGACUGGGUGAUGAUGCAGUCCUGUUUUGGCUUUCACUUCAUGUUAGUGCUGGAGAAACAGGAGAAGUAUGAUGGUCACCAGCAGUUCUUUGCCAUCGUACAGCUGAUAGGAACGCGCAAGCAAGCAGAAAACUUUGCUUACCGGCUCGAGCUAAACGGGCACAGGCGGCGAUUGACUUGGGAAGCAACUCCUCGGUCCAUCCACGAGGGAAUUGCCACAGCCAUCAUGAAUAGUGACUGUCUAGUCUUUGACACCAGCAUUGCACAGCUCUUUGCAGAAAAUGGCAAUUUAGGCAUCAACGUAACUAUAUCCAUGUGCUGAAAGGGCAAUCCAACCUCUUCGGGCCAGUGUUUAAACCGUUGCAUUUAAUUUAGCAGAAACUUAGGGUAACCAUCUUUGACUGUCAGACAAAUUAUUUGGUAGAUGGAGGGUUAGACGUAAAUGAAGGUAAAUAAAAGGAAAGGCUGUUAAAUUACAGGAAGCAGUUGCAUGUAGUAACUAAUAUAUUUAAAAUAAGUCAACAGUAAACCACUGAAAAAAUAUAUAUACACCCAAAAUGGGCAUCUUUUGUAUUAAGAAUCGAUUCUACAGGAAAUGUUGUAAAAUAAUUCUAAAAACUUGUUUGUAGAUUGAUUGUACUGUUGAAGAGGAUACUGUUUUGUGUUUUUGUUUGUGUUUUUUUCCUCCCCCUUUGACUGACAAGCCAUGUUGAGCGGUCCCUGCCGCUGCUUCCCCUCCUGCCCCAUCCCCUUUGUAAGUCACUACAUAGUAUUGCUGCUGUUUGUGUAUAUUUUUUGUGUAUUUGCUAAUUUUUAUUAACUUCUAGUUUUUCAUUAAAUAAAUAUGACUUUCUUUUCUG
Molecule: messenger RNA, 1387 nt
Organism: Acanthisitta chloris (rifleman)
Lineage: Eukaryota; Metazoa; Chordata; Aves; Passeriformes; Acanthisittidae
Gene: SIAH1
Product: siah E3 ubiquitin protein ligase 1
Exons: 1
Coding region: 1-849 (282 amino acids)
Biological process (GO): proteasome-mediated ubiquitin-dependent protein catabolic process; multicellular organism development
Cellular component (GO): cytoplasm
Molecular function (GO): ubiquitin conjugating enzyme binding; ubiquitin protein ligase activity; zinc ion binding
Source: RefSeq, a predicted model, not a curated record